AUCCCGCCCGUCUCCCUGCCACCAUGGCUGCUGCUGCUGCUGGUGCUGCUUGCUGAUGCUACUGACGCUGCCGAUGCCGCUCCUACUCUCAGGCUCUCGUCUGUGUAGGGAUUCGGGAUGAUCUUUCGGGUUUUAUUUCGGUUUCAAUGCUUGUAUUUUAUAUUGCCGGAGUUUCUUUUCGACGGUGGUGAAGAGGAUGUCCAUUUCAUUUAGUGUAUUUAUUCUCAGCACGUCUCUACUGCUGUUGUCCGCUGAGGAUUCGUUCGCCUUCAGUCGCCCUGCGGAAUCGGCCACGUUCGCGCUCUUCUCUUCCGGGGUUUCUCUCUUGAUAUUCAGCUUCGUCGUUUCUCCCGGUCGAACGGCUAAAGAUGACCGGACGUGUCCCGAUACUCCGUUUUCAGACUUUCUCUUGAACACUCGCUCCACGUUACCCUUACGCUGCGACGCGGCGGAAAAGCUACGGAGGCUAACGGGUGCGAAAAUACGGCAAACAGGGAUUGUAAUUGUGUUUGCAGUGGCCGCCUUGUGCUUACGAGUGGAGCUUUAUCGCCAAUUAGUGACACGUUCUCACUGCGGCUCGAUAAGUAGUUUGACUUUCAUGCCUCUCGUGUUGGCCGUAUACGAGUAUUUCCUCAGCAAAACUCGGUCAUCCGGCGACCAGACAUUCUCGGACAAGAUCCAGAAAAAGCACUUCAACUACAUCUCCUCCACGGUCUUGCUAGCAAUCGCCGGUAUUUUUACCGCAGCCUUGAAGUACGGACGGGAGAGCACCUUUAUAUGUCCCUCCCUGGGACAUGAUUCGGGAAUAACGCUUUCCUUCCAGCUUCUGGCUGUCGUGCUUGAGAUCAGUUUUGCUUUGGCCCUGGAAUCGUUGGUUAGUUGCGCCGCUCGCGGUCUAGAUGGCACAGCUUGGCAGGUGUCGACGCUCUGGGGAACCGUGUUAUUGGCGGCCGGGGUCGUCCGAGCAGUAAUCGAAGUCAUAAUACUUAAAGUAUCCAAUUCCCCAAUGCUCCCGCCCCUGUCGGCAUCUUACGUGGAGGAUACACUAAGGCAAAGCGCACUGAUUGCAAUUUCCUGCGUUGCCGCAUCCAAGGCUGUAAUAUCGCUUGGGGUGUUCCUAACUUUAGCGUUUUCACACAAUAAUGUCACAGCCUAUCAUCCAAUCAGUAUCCUCAUCUCCGGUGCGAAACGAGAGCAUGAAAUAUGGAUACAAAAAGCUAGUAAUAGCAUGAACCUCAAGGAAGCUGUUGCUGAAUAUCGAAAACGUUACCACCAGGCUCCGCCUCCAGGCUUUGAUUUAUGGUAUGAAUAUGCCAUAAAUCGGUCGUCGCCAAUAAUUGACGACUACGACCAGAUCUACGACGAUCUUCUUCCAUUCCGGGCCCUCUCGCCGAAGCAUCUGAGAGAACUGGUACUCUUGAUGACAAGCGACCAAUGGAAUGACGUAUCGGCAGUAAACAUCCGAGAUGGAAAGGCUGAGGCCCAGGCAGAUAUAAAACCGACUCACCGGUGGAUGAUCGAGGGUAUCGCUCUGAUGAUCGAACCAUUUGCCCAUCAUCUCCCGGAUAUGGACAUUGCCUUUAAUCUCAAUGACGAGUGCCGGGUUGCUGUGCCUUGGGAACGGCUUCACUCGAUGCAGCAUUCUGCGCAUGUCCAGAUUUCCUCUCCACGAGAGAGCCUUGUAAAUACGUGGUCUGAAAAUCGCGCGCAGGGAUGGGUCCGUAGUGAAAUACCGGGUCGCUAUUCGCAAAGACUUUUUAUCGACUAUGCCUUUGAGACAACAUACGAUCCCAUUGGUCGCUCCCUGUGCCCACCAACGUCCAAGGCUCGUACAGCAUACAUAUGGGAUAAACAAACGCUGUGUACCACAUGCGCCCGACCCCAUUCUCUCGGCCAAUUUCUCCGACGGUGGGAAUUAUCCGGUGAUAUCUGCCAUCAGCCCGACCUGGCCUUUAUGCAUGGGUUCUUCUUAUCGCCAGCGUCACUCAAGGUUUCGCGGAAGCUUCUUCCUAUCUUCAGCCAAAGCAAGGUUUCCGGUUUUAACGAUAUCCUCUAUCCGAGUUCCUGGAAUUACCUGGAUAAGGCGAAAUAUGCUCCUUCCGACGAGUUCCCGGAUCCUCUGUACUCUGAAAAGGAGCCCACCGUCUUCUGGCGGGGUACCACAUCCGAAGGUGGAAGCCGACAUGGGACGUGGAAAGGCAUGGUUCGGCAGCGUCUCAUCCACCUCGCCAACAACCACACUUCUAAGCACGUCUCUGUCCUUCUCCCAGCUGAAAAUAAUGGGAAAUAUGCCUACAAAACGUUCCAAGGAUCGGAACUACUCCCCUCCCUUGGCCUGAAUACGUCCAUAUUCAUCGCCGAAUCCGUAGCCCGUUGUGGUAGAACAGAUUGCAGUGCACAGACCUCUGAGCUCGGCACCGUUCCUCGCACGGAUUUCCAAAACCACUGGAAAUACAGAUUCCUCUUUGACAUGGAUGGCGCCGGGUUUAGCGGACGCUUUCUCCCGUUCCUCAGGAGUCGCAGCUUACCAUUCCGCACUGCACUGUUCCGUCAGUGGCUGGACUCACGUCUUACGCCGUGGUUGCAUUUUGUCCCCCAGGAUCUGAGGUUGCAUGAUUUUUACAGCACGUUGGCAUAUUUUGCGGGCGCAAGGGAACUUGAUGAAAAUGGGAAAACGAGGAAGACGAUCAUGAAAGCACAUGAACAUGAAGGGAGGCAGAUUGCCGAGGAAGGGAAAAAAUGGGCGGAAAAAGCUCUCAGGAAAGAGGAUAUGGAGAUAUAUAUGUUUCGUUUGCUGCUGGAAUGGGCUAGGCUAACCGAUGACCGGAGGGAUGAGUUAGGGUUCUCCAUGUGAGGGCUGAAAAUUUUUGACAUGAUGGCUUUUUGAUCGGAUUUGAUGGAUACAUAUUUUGACACUAUUUGGAUAAUUUUUUUUCUUUUACCACCAUCAUCAUCAUCAUCAUCAUCAUUAUUAUUAUUAUUAUAUUUGUUUAUAUUAUUUAGCUCUUAUUUUGGAAUUCAUCUGGACUGUGCGGAG
Molecule: messenger RNA, 3037 nt
Organism: Coccidioides posadasii C735 delta SOWgp
Lineage: Eukaryota; Fungi; Ascomycota; Eurotiomycetes; Onygenales; Onygenaceae
Source: RefSeq, a predicted model, not a curated record